Cladophialophora immunda is the source of this 1508-nucleotide messenger RNA. RefSeq lists its product as uncharacterized. The transcript has 3 exons. The coding region runs from base 142 to 1401 and encodes 419 amino acids. The record is from RefSeq and is a predicted model, not a curated record. NCBI's taxonomy places the organism in Eukaryota, Fungi, Ascomycota, Eurotiomycetes, Chaetothyriales, Herpotrichiellaceae.
CAUCACGGUAAAGGUGGUUGUAUUUCUCCUCCUCCAUCACUGCCUCUCAUGUCGACCUUUCCUCGUCCUGUCCUCAAAGGGUAACCUGCAUCAAGCUUCCAGAAAAAAGAAUAACGAGACAGAAGCAUAACGUCUACAGCAAUGGAAGAGAGACACGGUCUGCACCCCGAACAGAUACUCGGUCCAGGAGUGACAGAGCUGCGGACGGGCGCUGGGGGAGGCAUGUCGCGUCUGUGGAGGUCAAACCUGAUCUCUAGCAGUGCUGCUACUUCACCGAACUCUGCCGGAAAGACUUUCGUGGUGCCCCUGUUCCUGGCUCCGUCCCGCCGCUCAGCCCGAAACGACACGUUCGCUCGCGGCGCAUUGCCUGCCAGCACAAGGUCCAGAACCUCCACACGUUCAGUCAUUGAAGAUUCGCCUCCCAGGGUUGAGGAAGUCCCUCCACUGUCAGUACGGCGAGAUGACGAGGAUGAGCAGUCAGACAUGUACGCAGGUAGUCUGCGUCACCCGCCGUCUGUCGCUGAAUCAAUCCACCCAAUCCCACUUGCACGAAAUAUGGACGAUGACCCUACCCCUUCGGAACGUCAAGCCAUGCAGUCGUACCGAAACGGCAGCAGUACUAGCGGCGGCAGCAGCCAUUCGUCAAAACGAAGCAAUAGGAAAUACGGCAUCUUCUCCAAGAAAUCAUAUCGUGACCCAGAUGUCAACGCCAAGGCCAGAAUCAGCUUCGCAUUUGGCGUCACCUUGUUGGUUGCGGUAGUGGUUUAUUUGGUCCUCGCGACCACGGGCGUGGGUAGAAAUACAAUGUUCCAUGUCCUCUCGAUCCUCCUGAUCCUGACCUUGACUGGGGUCUUCAUCCACCAACUUAUUCGCAUGUUCAUGCUCAUGCGACGACCGAGAAGGCCAAGACACCGGACAACCCGCGGAACACGACGCCGGCGUGUGGCAGGAGAAGCUCGAGGCCACCGCGACGGAAGAGGGAGACAAAAUGAGCAAAUUGAUGACUUGGUUCUUGAAAAGCCCAUCGAGAUACACAUGGCUACGGACACUGGCUUCGGCCCAGAUGUGGAAGAUCACGCAGCAAUUCGAAUCCCCCCACCCGUCUACGGUAACACUCGAACAAGCAUGAGAUUGAAUCCGGAUUUAGUCCACUGGAAGGAGGUACAAGUACCGCCUACGCCUCUGACGCCCACGUACGAAGAGGCAUUGAACGAAGUACAUCAGACCGUCGGAUAUCGUCCACCAAGCUACUUGUCGGAAAGUGGUACGACAGCGGCGAUGGAGAAUCGGGCUAGGGACGUUGAUACUGCGCUUGAAAGCAUCCAUCCCUUGGAGCGCGAACGGAUGAGGACGUUGACAGCAGCUGCGCUCGAGGGCCAUGGCAAUGCCUCUGCGUUGUAACCAAUUCGCAGAAGACUCUUUCAUCUAUUGGAAAAUGAGAACAUCCCUUCAAGACUAGGUAUUGUGGGGGGAACUGCCUAUGAUCUUACACAGUACGACAGAAAGAG